Molecule: messenger RNA, 5059 nt
Organism: Arvicanthis niloticus (Nile rat)
Lineage: Eukaryota; Metazoa; Chordata; Mammalia; Rodentia; Muridae
Source: RefSeq, a predicted model, not a curated record
GAGAAGGGCGCACGAUGCGCCGCGGGCGCGUGGAGGCCCGGGUACGUUCCGUGGCCCAAAGCUGUUGACCGGUGGCCCACUGGGGCCGGAGCGGGCACAUGGAACCUUGGCGCUGCCCGCCCCGGGAUGCGCGCCCCGCCGCCCUGGGGUUCUGGGGAGAGCCGCUGGCAGCCUGCAGCCACAACCAGCAGUCUACAACAUUCAGGCAUCCUGUGACUGGACAGUUUUCUUCAGAAAACAGUGAAUACAUUCUGCGGGAGGAGCCACACCCACAUAUGUCGAAGCAAGAGAGAAACCAAAGACCAGCCAGCAUGGUCAGUGAGACAUCCACGGCUGGGACCACAUCUACCCUAGAGGCCAAGCCUGGACCCAAGAUCAUCAAGUCCAGCAGUAAAGUACACAGCUUUGGGAAGAGGGACCAGGCCAUUCGGAGGAACCUCAAUGUUCCAGUGGUGGUGAGGGGCUGGCUACACAAGCAGGACAGCUCCGGGAUGAGGCUGUGGAAAAGACGCUGGUUCGUGCUGGCUGAUUACUGCUUGUUUUAUUAUAAAGACAGCCGAGAAGAAGCUGUCCUCGGGAGCAUCCCUCUGCCCAGCUACGUCAUCUCCCCAGUGGCCCCCGAGGACCGCAUAAGCCGCAAGUAUUCCUUUAAGGCCGUGCACAGGGGAAUGAGGGCACUCAUCUAUAGCACCACCACAGCGGGCUCUCAGGCGGAGCACUCGGGCAUGAGGACCUACUACUUCAGUGCCGACACCCUGGAGGACAUGAACGCCUGGGUCAGGGCCAUGAACCAGGCUGCACAGGUGCUGUCUCGAUCAUCACUGAAGAGGGACAUGGACAAGGCAGAGCGGCAGGCCAUGCCACAGGCCAACCACACUGACACCUGUCAAGAUUGUGGCCACAUGGGACCUGGACACUCAAGAGAUUGUCCUCAUCGAGGCUAUGAAGACUCCUUUGGCUUCGACAGGAGGGAGCAGGAGGAAGAACGCUUCCGUUCUCAAAGGGACCCACUGGAGAGCAGGAGGGACAGGAGCAAGGCCAGGUCCCCAUACUUGCCAGCUGAGGAGGAUGCCUUGUUUGUGGAUCUACCUGGUGGGCCCCGAGGCCAGCAAGCACAGCCACAGCGAGCUGAGAAGAACGGGGUGCCACCUUAUGGCCCGGGAGAACAGAAUGGGACCAGUGGGUACCAGCGGACUGCUCCUCCCAGGGCCAACCCAGAGAAACACAGCCAUAGGAAGACCAACCUGGCCCAAGCAGAGCACUGGGCAAAGGCUCAGAAGGCGGAUGGCAGGAGCUUGCCCUUAGACCAGACACUUCCUCGGCAGGGUCCCAGCCAGCCCCUGUCCUUCCCAGAAAACUACCAGACUCUUCCCAAGAGCACUAGACAUCUUUCUGGGAGCUCUUCACCCCCUCCCCGGAACUUGCCCAGCGACUACAAGUAUGCACAGGACCGAGCCAGCCACCUGAAGAUGUCCAGUGAGGAGCGCCGGGCACACAGAGACGGCACUGUGUGGCAGCUGUAUGAAUGGCAGCAGAGGCAGCAGUUCCGUCAUGGCAGCCCCACUGCACCCAUAGGAGCUGGCUCCCCAGAGUUCACCGAGCAGGGCCGCAGCCGGAGCCUGCUAGAGGUGCCCCGCUCCAUCUCCGUGCCUCCGUCUCCUUCUGACAUCCCUCCUCCGGGGCCUCCGAGGCCCUUUCCACCCCGGCGGCCACAUACACCAGCAGAAAGGGUCACAGUGAAGCCACUCGACCAGAGGAGGAGUGUGGACAUCUCUCUGGGGGGUUCUCCCAGGAAGGCACGGGGUCAUGAGGUCAAGAACUCCUCUCACGUGGACCGGCGUUCCAUGCCCUCCAUGGGCUACAUGACGCACACAGUGAGCGCUCCCAGCUUACAUGGAAAAUCGGCUGAUGACACCUACCUCCAGCUGAAGAAGGACCUGGAGUACCUGGAUCUGAAGAUGACAGGCCGAGACCUUCUUAAGGAUCGAAGUCUGAAGCCCAUGAAGAUCGCCGAGAGUGACAUUGAUGUCAAGCUGAGCAUCUUCUGUGAACAAGACAGGAUACUCCAGGACUUGGAAGACAAGAUCCGAGCUCUCAAGGAGAAUAAAGACCAGCUAGAAUCUGUGCUGGAGGUACUGCACAGACAGACAGAGCAGUACCAAGACCAGCCGCAGCACCUGGAGAAGAUCACUUGCCAGCAGAGGCUCCUGCAGGAGGACCUCGUCCACAUCCGUGCGGAGCUCUGCAGAGAGUCCACGGAGAUGGAAAACGCAUGGAACGAGUACCUGAAGUUGGAGAAGGAUGUGGAACAACUAAAGCAGACUCUGCAGGAGCAACACAGGAGAGCGUUUUUCUUCCAGGAGAAGUCACAGAUACAGAAGGAUCUGUGGAGGAUUGAAGAUGUCAUGGCAGGCCUGAGUGUGAAUAAAGAGAAUUACAGAGUCCUGGUGGGAUCUGUCAAAAAUCCAGAAAGAAAAACGGUGCCUUUGUUCCCUCACCCAUCUGUGCCUUCACUCUCUCCAUCUGAGAGCAAGCCGGCCCUGCAGCCCAGCCCUCCCACCAGCCCUGUGCGGACACCUCUGGAGGUCCGACUCUUUCCGCAGCUGCAGACCUAUGUGCCAUACCGACCUCAUCCGCCCCAGCUGAGGAAAGUGAUGUCUCCUCUGCAGUCACCAACCAAGGCAAAGCCUCAGGCGGAAGACGAGGCACCUCCCAGGCCACCACUUCCUGAACUCUACAGCCCAGAGGACCAGCCCCCGGCCGUGCCGCCUCUGCCAAGAGAAGCCACCAUCAUUCGGCACACGUCUGUGCGUGGACUGAAACGACAGUCGGAUGAGAGGAAGAGGGACCGGGAGCAGGGCCAGUGUGUGAACGGGGACUUGAAGGUGGAGCUCCGGUCCUACGUGAGUGAGCCAGAGCUGGCCAGCCUCAGUGGGGACGUGCCUCAGCCCUCUCUAGGCCUCGUGGGCUCUGAGAGCAGGUACCAGACGCUGCCAGGUAGAGGGCUCUCGGGCUCCACGUCCAGGCUCCAGCAGUCGUCCACUAUUGCUCCCUAUGUCACCCUCCGGAGGGGUCUGAAUGCCGAAAACAACAGUGCGACCUUCUCUAGACCCAAGAGUGCCUUGGAGCGCCUGUACUCAGGAGACCACCAGCGGGGCAAGAUGAGUGCAGAGGAGCAGUUGGAGCGGAUGAAGCGACACCAGAAGGCUCUGGUCCGGGAGCGCAAGAGGACCCUGAGCCAAGGAGAGAGGACGGGUCUGCUCUCAGCCCGAUACCUCAGCCAGCCACUGCCUGGAGAUCUUGGCUCAUGGAAGCGAGAACAAGAUUUUGACCUGCAGUUGCUGGAGCGGGCUGCGCAAGGAGACAGAAAAGACAAAGAGGAGGGCUGGCUGAAAGUGCAAGCCACACCUGUCAUGGAGUUGGACCUGGAGCCACAAGACUAUGACUUGGAUAUCAACAAAGAGCUGUCUAAACCAGAGAAGGUCUCCAUCCCAGAGCGGUAUGUAGAACUAGACCCUGAGGAACCACCCAGCCUGGAGGAGCUGCAGGCACGGUACCAAAAGGCGGAGAAGAUACGAAACAUCCUUGCCCGGUCAAGCAUGUGCAACCUGCAGCCACCGGGCCAGGACCGCAACAGCCUGGCCGACCUGGACUCGCAGCUGCAGGAGCAGGAGCGGAUAAUCAACAUUUCCUAUGCCCUGGCCUCAGAGGCCUCUCAGCGCAGCAAGCAGGUAGCAGUGCAGCAGCUGGCCCUCCUCCCGCCUAAAGCCCCCCUGUCCUCCAGGACGGUGCCACCUUACCCCCCCUUAAGCAACGGACUGCACUACACCUUUGUCUAACACCUUCCAACCCAAGCAGUAACGGACCCAUGAUCCAGUAUACAGAGAAGCCUGGAGCCGGGGGCCCAGCGAAACCAGCAUCUUCCUGGAAUAUGGUUCUCUCCACCCCAGUGGAAGCCCUUCCAGCUGAGCAGGGGCUCUGGCUGGAGGAGAGAGCAACCCACCCACCAUGGUGGGUGCUGCACAGAACCAGGGCUUCAUCUUAACACAUGCCCAUUUGUUUCAGUCCAGAUUCCUUUUUACAGAUGACAGAAGCACUUUUGAUACACGAUGUAAAAUAUACUGUAUUUUAGAAUCAGAAUAUAUUUUAUAAUGCUCACCUAAAGGACUGAAUGGCUGGUAAGGUGAGCCUGCAGGGUUUUGUAGCCACACAUAGGGAUUCAGGUACUAUGGGAGUGGGGUGGCAUAGGGGUGGGGACAGGGACAAGGCAAACAGGGGUCUUUCCACCACUCAUGAACCCAGACAGUGGAUUCCAGUAUGAAGCUCAUUACGCUCUCCAGGAAAAGAGAGGCAGUUAACUGCAAAGUCCGCAUCCCUGAGCUGAUGCCCUGGAAACUCUACCUGGAUGGCCCCAUGGAGCUUGUCUGUUGUGCCUUGGCUCUUGGUUCUGACUGAGGAGCAACAUAUGCUCAAAAGCCUUGGCUUCUCCAGCUGUCAGUGAAGUGAAGUUCCCUCAGCAAACAAUUCUCAGAAGAAGAAGGAAAAAAAAAGCCACUGUGAAGUGGAAAGUGGAGAUGUGUAAUAGCAAUAAACUCAGCAUUGGGUGGCAUCUGCUUGCAAAUGCCUAGCUUUGAGCCGUCCCUCCACCCAAGCAAUACAAAAAAACCUGUGCUUCCUGUUGUGGGGAAACCCAGGACAGCUUCCCUUGACUAGGUCUGGUGAGGUGGUCAGGCAGGGCCAGGACACAGGAUUAUGACUUGACUCCAGCCCAGCUGAGGAGGAGGCAGCCAUGCCAGACUCUGGUUUGGCCCUUUAUUUGACUUGUCUCAAGAUAGUCUACAUGCAGGAAGCAAUGAAAACCAUAAACACCUUCAUUGGGUGGAGCCACAUUUUAAACAAAAAUUUGUCUUUGACUAUGCUUAAAAGAAGAAAAAGAAUCCUUGAGUAUAUUUAGAAGUUACUGUCUAUUUUUAACUAACUCCACAUGCUGCCAGUAUCAACUUCAUGACAUUUGCCAAAAUAAGAUUUUAUUUUUUGCCUUUAUAAGAUUUUGUUGGAA